GUUUUUGACAAUUGUCAAUUUUUUAUUGAGUUCUGAUAAAAUGCACUAAUAAUAUAUUAUCAAACAUAAUUAUAAUAAUGGCUGAAAUACUUAAAGAAUGGCUGACGGAGAGGCUGCAACGGCAGAUUGUGUGGAAAGCUGAAGAAUUUGGUAACAUGAUGAAAAAUGGACACAUCGUUGCAAGCGUUCUGCUCAGCUACAAUGUCAUAAAUGAGGAGAAACAUUACCUCAUCAGAUCUAGUAACGCCCCGAUAGACAUCGAUAACAACUGGAAAUAUUUACAGGAAUGGUUACGUGAACUAGAAAUCAAUUUGACCGCAACUGAUCUUGCGAAUGUGAAGGAAGGCAAAGGAACCGCUUUAUUAAGGCUUUUCUACCAACUGUUUCUUCAUUUGGAUAAAAUGGACCGUAUUGAUUUUAUCAAACGUGAAAGAAAAAUGGUUUCCAACUUGGUGAAAAAAAUGGAUACUAGAUUCAAAGUUGAUAAAAUUGAGGAAAAAGAAGAGCCUACCGUGGAUUUUUUGUCAAAACCUUUACUAAACGAGAAGCAUUUUAUUGAGUGGCAGAGAAAGAAAUCCGAAGAAAUAAAAGAGACCUUUGCAUAUUUACGUCAUAAAUAUGUUAAGACACUGCAGAAUAUAAAAGAAAAGAAGACGCCUUGUUAUUACCCCACAUCAAAAUCCAAAAAGCUUACUGAAAAAGACAAAAAAGAUAUGGAAAUAUUCUCAAAGAGAUUUCCUUGUGAAACCAAAAACUAUACAUACGAGGAACUUUUAGAAAUGGAAAAUAAGGCCGCUGAAGAAAGUAAAGCGCUGAUGGGUUCUGAAUGGGCUCAAAAUUACAUGGAAAAUCUCUAUACUAGGAUGCACAAAAAAGCUGACUCGGAGGAAUUCCAAAAACAAAUGACAAACGCGCUCAGCAGCGCAAUGUGGAACGAGACGAUCAAUGAAGAAGAAACUAACCUUGAUACUGAACUCGCUAAGAAGGUAUUGAAACUGUCGCAGUUUGAAAAACAAAUGUGUACACAAAUAAUGGAGACUAAGCAACAAGCUCGUAAUAUGUUUCAAAACAGGGUCAGGGCUGAAAAUGAGUUUGCCGAGCAAAGGAGAAAACAAUUUGAUCAGUAUCUUGACAAUAUCAAAGAGCAAAUUAAUUCGGCCCUAGACGAAAUAGGUUUUGAAAAAUCUCGACAAGAUAUGCUGCAUAAGAGACUAUAUGCAGAAAAAAUUAAAAGAAAACGACAACAUUAUUAUGAGAUAUGUUAUGAAACUAUGCUAUCAAUUGUUGAUUAUGCGACUAGGUAUGCUUAUUUCAAAAAACUUAUUGGUGAUGAUAUUCCAGAACACUACAUUCAUGAGUGGAAAAUGUUGUAUUUUAAAAAACAACCUAUUUUUGAGAUAUUAGAACCCACAGAAGAUCUUCUUAACGAACCUGCCCUUGAAGAGGAGGUGCUUCCAGAAGUUGAAGAAAUCAUAAGACUAGAAUUGGACAGGCAAGAGGCAAUGAACGAUUGCGAAUUCUUGGAGUAUCAUAAUUAUACUGGACCUUGGAAUUUGGACCAUUUGAUUCCUAAUUUUGACCCAGAAUCCGAGGAAAGAAAAUUUGAAUACCUCGGCACGCGUGUACUAGGUCACGUUGUGUAUACAUUAUUGGAAAUAAAAUACCCUUACCCGCCACCCAGACCUCCUGCCGAUCUGCCGCAGUUUACAUCUAAGGCUAUUUUGCGUAACCUACCUGACAGAGCCAUAACCACUGCAAUGCAAACAUUACUGGACUAUAGGCGUUUACAUGUAGUUCGAAUCGAGGCUGCUAUUAACUACUGUCUUAAACAAUUUAAGACUGAAAUGGUAGGGUGCACAGAUAUUGAACUAUCAUUCGAUAAAUUUCUCCUCGCUGCUCAAGAAGAGCCCGAGAAAGAGCUAAUCAAGUUAAUGAAAUCGGAUGAUGAAACAGCAAGUAAAAGUCUAGAACCUCUUCCAGUCAUUGGUUCUCCACCUCCUAACACUAAACAAACACAAACACCAAAGACAAUACCCGAGGAAGAAAUAGUAUUAUCUACGGCUGCGGAAUUAGGAAAAUAUGCCUACCAGGUUUUAAGCGGUGGUGACGCAUUAACGGAUUACUUGUUGGCCGCUAUGAUUGUGGAAUAUAUAAAAGCUCAAGGUGAUAUAAAGGGGUUUGUUAUAAUAAACUACCCUAAUUCAUAUAGAACAGCCCAAAUACUAGAAGAGGCGUUUUCCGGACGCGCUCCUCCAGGUGAAGAAAGCUUAGCAGAUAAAGAUGACAUUUACUUAGAGGAAGCCAUUGAAAACCACCGUAAAGUUGAAAAAGAUGAAUAUAAAGAGAUACGUAAAUCGAUGCUUGUAAAUAAUCCCCAUAAAAGAGAGAUUGAGAAACCAUUUGAAAGCUACUUUUCCUGUUAUAUACAAUUAAAAGAAACAGAAGAUAUUCUUCAAGAGCUCGUUAUUUGGGAUUUAACCGAAGAAAAUUCCGAGCUAAUAGAAAGAUUUUACUCCGUUUUAGGAAUUAAUUACAGCAUGUACUAUGAGUUAAUUGAAAAAGAUUUUUUGGCACAAAUCUGCAAAUACAUAAUAGGGGACUGUAUGACGUCUGUGACGUCAUACUCUGAUAUAUUAUUUGGUGAAAAUGUAUUAAGUAACCUUAAUUUUCCGUCUUCCACUGAUAAAAGAACAAAAUCAAAGAUUCUUAAGCCCGAGAUGGCGGGAGGCAAAUCAAAAGACCGAUUAGCAGGAAAAUCUAAAACGAAUCAAUCAAGACAGUCAAUAUCACAAUCAGGCCUGAACGUGGUCAAAGAUCCUUCUUCUGCAGACAUUUCGCAAGAAGAUACUUUAAUUGCGAUUGAAGCUGAAGAGGCUGAUGUAGAGUCUGAAAAUGAUGAAGUAGCGGAAGAAGUAAUAGUUUUGGCUGGUGAGGAAGACUGGGACUACGGUCAAAUACCUAUUUCACAAUCAAUUGGAGCAGCGUUAGCUACAUGUUGGGAAGAAGUUGAAAAAAUAUAUCUCAACGACAUGAAACAGCUAUUCUUUGCUAUUCGCCUGCAGAUGAAUAGUUUGGCGCUUUACGUCAGAUUCAUCAAAGAUAAGAUGACCCAAAUCAUCACAUUACCGUCAAAUAAACAGGAUUUAGUAAGCCAAUUUCAAAAGGAGUAUAAUGAAUUCGAAAGCGAUUGGAGAACCGUCGGUGUUACAAAAAAUGAAUGGCACUGCAGAGUGAAAGAUUUACAGAGUAAACUUUACCAUAUUUGCGAUGAAAGAAAAUUACACGCGGAACAAAAAAGACAUGCCCUUAUUGUGGAUAAUUGGGCAAUGGAAGAGCUUACUGCGAUGGCUAAUUCGUACAUCUCAUGUAUGCAAGCGGAAGUAAAUAGGUCAAUAUUAUCCUUCCAAGCUCUUCAUGACUUCUACUUUGCUCAACUCAAAAAAUUGCCUCCGAACGAUCGGCUGACAAGCAAAGAGUUAACUAAAAUAAGUUAUGACCUAUCGGAUGAAGCCGAUUCCGCAGUAACCAAGAAAUCCGGUGGAGAAGACAAAGUUUUCAGACAGUUAAGAACAACAUUUCUUGACCUACAGAUAAAAAAUAUCCAAAUUGAUUAUAGUAACAAUCCGUUUAAUAUUAUCUUGGACAAUAAUGCCAAGUUUGCGUUAAAAGUGAUCAAAGAUACAAAUGAUUCUUACCGCUCUCUCAUUAGUAGGGAAUAUACCGAAGUUGCUAAGCUAGCGUCAGCUCCUAAGAAAAAAGAAGAUUUAGCUUCCGACCAGUCAAUAACAUCAGAGGAUAUAUUCAAGGCUAAUGUACUAAAAUGUAUUGAUGAAUGGACAAUGGGUAUUAAUGGAGAAAUGUACAGAGCCAGCUUACGCAUACUAGCCCUCCAGUAUAAAUGCUACCAGGACAUGAAAUUAUUCAAUGAUAUAAUUUACAAAACGUUUAUGCUAGUGCAAAACGAAAUCAAUACAUAUUAUUUGAACGAAAUUGAAUCCGUAGAUCGCCUUUGUAAAUAUCUUCAACUAGCUGUUGAAGAUAGUCGACGAAUUCCAGAAAGUCUUAUUUUGGAGAAUGACACAUUCAUUAUUGAUCCUAAUCUUCUGCAGUUUCCACCAACGGCACCGCCUGCUGAGCCUCCAAUUGAUGACUACGUGUCUGACAUGGAAUUUAAAGUAGCUCAAUUGGAGCGUUUGAGGUCUCAAUUCAAGAUUGUCGCCCCAUCAGGAAUUGCACUACAGCAGGCAUUUAUAUAUCUUUUACAAGACUUUCUAAUAUUUGGGCACGAAACAUGUGACGGUUCACUCGUUCCAGAAGUGUGGAAGCGGUUAGACCCCGAACAAGUGCCAACAUUGGUAUUCCAGAUGUUCGGAGACACUACUUACGUGGAUUGGAGAGAUUUCCUGAUUUACUGUGCAAAUUUAAGAUUUCCAUCUGUAGAAGAACUACUCUAUUUGCGCCAUGAAUUCCGUUGUAUUGAUCAGGAUUCGACAGAGCUUAUCGAAAAAGAAGGUUUCACUGCGACAGAACUAUGGUUCGAACGAGACUUUGACACACAAGACCCAUGUGAGCAACUGAGAAAGAACCUAAUCAAAGAGUUUCUAUUUAGCCUUUAUGAAACCUCAAAAGAUACGAUGAAUUAUCCAGCACUUCUGUUAGCUUUAUGCAAAAGUCCUGAUCCAAUUGAGGGUUUCGCUGCAGCUCUAUCUGUAGCAGUUGGAAAAAAGGUUUGUCACUCGUAUGCAGAAUGCAAAGAAAUCGUUUGCCAUUUAAUUAAAGAUAAAAAAUAUCGAGAUGCUUGUCGCGCAUGCGCUCUAGAAUGCACCAAUCAUCUUCUAGAUAAAGUUAUUGCCAAUGUAAUUGAUACAUGCGUGGGCACUACUAUAAUAGAGUUGCAGUAUGAACCUGUAGUUGAAAGUAAGAAAGGUAAAAAAGGAGGAAAGGGAGAAAAGGAGAAGGGAUCGGCCUCAAAAUUAAAGAAAGGUGAACAAAGUACGUCACAAAGCGCUCGUAUGUCCAAAGAAAAUAACCUAAACAUAGCGAGUAAAACCAAAGUGCAAUCGGCGGUUGAAGUGCGAAGCACGUACAUAUGUCCACCUUGUCAAGUGGAUGAAAUCGCGGUCGAGAAACCACAGGAAUUAGAAGUCGAAGAGGAACAGAAGGUAGAGUUGCCUGAGGAAGAUCCUAAGAUAGCCUACGCCGUGAGUCAGAAAGUGAUUUGGAAUGUGCUAGAGAUUUGUUUGCCUUGGCACUUCUCUCUACUUCCUGAAGAAAAGGUAACUCCAUACAAGGAUCAAGUGCAGGAAAUCUUGGAGCGGCUCGAAGUGGAGACGGACAAUGGAGACAUCUAUGUCAUCCAUUUUCUCAAAGAACCGGUCAUUUGCAAAUUACUGCAUAAAGCGAAAAAAUUCACAGCUCUGAGUUUGCUGGGAGAAGUGCGUAAAAUAGUAUUGUAAUACAAUUAUAAUUUUCAGAGGUAAGUCGGUAAAUAGGU
This is a messenger RNA of Cydia strobilella, 5494 nucleotides long. RefSeq names its product sperm flagellar protein 2-like. The coding region runs from base 78 to 5456 and encodes 1792 amino acids. NCBI's taxonomy places the organism in Eukaryota, Metazoa, Arthropoda, Insecta, Lepidoptera, Tortricidae. The transcript has 2 exons. The record is from RefSeq and is a predicted model, not a curated record.